This is a messenger RNA of Phytomonas sp. Hart1, 2945 nucleotides long. The record is from the annotation of a GenBank genome assembly. Lineage: Eukaryota; Euglenozoa; Kinetoplastea; Trypanosomatida; Trypanosomatidae.
CAGAAGACAGGUAGGGAUUAUUCACACCAUCGAUAUCCGUGCCCGUGGAGGAGACAACAAAUUUUGUUGUGAAUUUACCGCCAAUGCAACCGACAAUUCGGAAAUUUCUUUAGUGCCUUUCACACGUAAUAGUGUCUCGAAUUGCACGAUCCUUCCGCUCAAUGAUGAAAGUGGUUGAUGAUCACUAACAACGACAACACCGACGUGUGAAAAAAAAACUGAGAUCGUAUAUCUCAACCAAACACAUUUGGUAAUGCCUUUUCACGAUGCACCUUGACAACGACGCUUUCCUCAAGGUGUGCGAGAGCACAUGAACAAGGGAAUCCUACAAAACCUACCGCCUCAUUAUGCUCACCAAAGGAGGGGUGUGGAGAUUAUUUUUUAUAUGCCUGGUCAUUUUAAGGUCAUGUCGCUAUUAUUUUUUAUGUUGGGGCUCAACAAAAAUGGACUGAUUUGCAGAACUCACAGAGCGCCGUGCACGCAAGGGCAGACCAACGGUGAGACCAGCUUCAUAAGUUUAGAUCAGAAAAGGUGAGCCUGCUUUUCCGUCCAUCUUGAUAUGCAUCUUAAUUGUGGUAGUUGGAUAGGUCUUUUUUCCCUACAUAUUUACAUUAACCUUGGGUGAUGCAAAAUAUGCUUCCGAUUAGUUCUUGUUGUUUAAACAAGAAUAUGCAUAAGUAAAGACGUGUGUGUGUGUGAAUAUGAAAAUAUGACUGAUCUGGAUGUAACUAAACGCGAUAAAAAUACUUGUUUAUGGCGAUCUAGUUUCCCUUGAUAGUGUUUAAUGAAUGUAAUUCCAUAAUUUUUAGUUAUUCUUCAUAAAAUAGCAUCCUAUUAAUUAUUAUGAAUUAAUUUUUUAUCUUCGUAUUUAUCCUGUUUUCAGGUACUACAAUGUUUCAAAAAUUUGUUACAUUCAUGUAGAAAUUGAGAUCUGAUAAAAUAUUAGAAACAAUAGUCUGCAUUUUUCAUAAACGUAAUAUAUUUUGAAUUUUACUGUAAAGAUGUCCUUCUAUUUAUCACUCGUGAUACAUUAUAGGCAACACACAAUCAUUUGCGUAAGUUGCUUUAGACAUGAAUUUUUUUGCAUUAUCUAAGCAAAUUUUGAACUUGCUUGAAUAUUAUAUAUUCAUUAUAUAUAUAUAUAUUCUUAAAUGUGAUGAAUUAAACCGUCCUUUAUCCAUCGCGUACGCUGGAUAGCCUUGCUUCUGAUAGCAUCGUUUUAUAUGAUUAGCGAUAGCACUUUUUUCUAAACAUUUCUACUGGUAUUUUUCUAUUCCUUCUGGAAAAAGAGUUGCGAAAAUUAUAAUCAUUUGGUAAAAUUAUAUAUACACAUUGUUUAAAUAACUGUUUUGAAAGUGAAAAUGUUUCAUGUAUCCAAACUGGAGGUGAUCUUCAUGUCUCUUCGCGACAUCGUCGUCUUAAGUGACAAUGAGAUGGUCAUUACGGAUAUGAAUAAACCGGCUGUGAAUUUUUAUGGCUGGAAAGCGGAUGAAGUAAAGGGGAAAAGCAUUACUUUUCUGAUCCCCACACACCCAUUGGACGUGCCGAGCAGCCCAGUAACCCUCACGGCCCGUUUAGCAAGCGGCAAGGAUUUGAUCGCGGUAAUCCAGGCGACCCGGGAUCCACACGGAGAGCUCCUGGCGUGGACCAUUUUACCGAUCGCCCUUCCACAUGUGUAUGAAUUUGGCGUACACAUCAACAUUCGCGCAGCCCUGACACCCAAGCUGUCGAUUUCCGAUCUAGAUUUUGAAGGGCGGCGAGUCUUUAUCCGAGUGGACUUCAACGUGCCCUUUGAACAUCAAACCGGGAAAAUUCGAGAUGACAGCCGCAUCCGUGCCGCAAUCCCCACCAUCAAAAAAAUUAUGGGUGAGGGGGGCCGUGUUAUUAUUGGAUCACAUUUAGGCAGGCCGAAGAAACCCAACCCGAAGCAAUCCCUUCAACGCAUCCUACCACGCCUCAAAGAACUUUUGGACACCGAGGUGGGAUUUGUCCCCGAUGUUUUUCAAGCCGCGGACGAGGUCAAGAAAUUGAAGAACGGCGAGGUGCUGCUUUUGGAGAAUCUGCGCUUUUUUAAGGGCGAGGAUAGCAAAAAGUCCGAGGAUCACAGGGUGCUAUCGCGCGCGCUCGCGUCCUUCAGCGACAUUUACGUUUGCGAUGCCUUUGGGACUGUUCAUCGUGUGUCGGCCAGCAUGACGGGCAUCCCGCGCGCGCUGGGGGCGGGGGUCACGGGCUAUCUCAUCGAGAAAGAAAUCAAGGCCAUUAAAAUGGUAAUGCUCAACCCCGCUCAGCCGCUCGUGGCCGUGAUCGGGGGGUCGAAGGUAUCGGACAAGAUCAACAUCCUGGCCUCGAUUUUCAACUUCGCGCAGAUCGUCGUGAUUGGCGGCUCCAUGGCCUUCACCUUCCUGGAGGCCAUGGGGCAUAACCUCGGCGCCAGCAAGGUCGAGCGCGCCAUCAAGGAAAAGGCCGGCGUGGUGGAUUUACAUGUCAAGGCCCGCGAGCUGCUGGCGUUGGCCAAAUCGAGGCAUGUGGAGAUCAUUUUGCCCGUCGACCACAGCUGCGCGACCAGCUUUAAGGACGAAACACCCCACAUCACCGAUACCGCCGAUGUCCCGCCGAACUACAUGGCCCUCGAUUAUGGGCCCAAAACCAUUGCGCUCGCCGCCAAAGCCGUACAGGAAGCCCGGACGUUGAUUUGGAAUGGGCCGGUCGGCGUGUUUGAGUUUCCCAACUUCUCCCGCGGCACCACCGCGAUUGCGGAGGGCGUCAAGGCGAAUCGGAAGUUAGUCUCCAUUGUGGGUGGCGGUGAUACGGCGGCCUCGACGAAAAGCUACCGAUCCUACUUUACGCAUGUCAGCACCGGCGGUGGGGCCUUUUUGGAGCUUCUGGAAGGGAAAGCAUUACCUGGUUUAGUCUGUUUAACAGCUCGUGCCGCGCCAAAAUUAUAG